GUUGCUCAGACUUGAGUGAGGAAUGGCGGCUCCUCGCACUUUCUUCAUCUCUCUCUCCGGCUUCUUUCUGCUCUUAUAUGUUCCUGGUGGAUCUACGACCUCGGGCAUCAGGAACCCGAACCAGGAGAAAUGUGGCUUCAAGGUGCAGUCGGGUGCAGACGGAGGUCGCAGGUUGGCCGUCACCUUCAGAGCUGAGAACUGUUCAAUAAACUACCCGCUGGGGAAACAUGUCAUCCACGAGGUCGCCAACGUCUCCUUCAGCCACCUGUCCUGUGACGAUCAGGCCGCUGUGGUGGUCCACUGGUCUCCAAGUCCAUUAGGGAUCGAACACAUUAAAGGCUUCAGAGUUUAUCUGGAGGACAAGAAUCCAGAAGGGAAACAGUGUCAACAUCUCAUCCUCAAAGAUCCACGACAACUCAACUUCUCUCACAAGAGCACGAAGCUGAGCAGUCAGCCGUUCAGCGGUUUGACGUUCGACACCGACUACAUGGUUCGUGUUGUUCCUUUCCCAACUCUGAUGAACGAGAGUUUCUUCCCUCCAUCCUUCCUCAGGACCAAUUCGUGUGAAGUCCUCCUGGGAUCAGACAACUUAGUUUGCAAACCAUUCUGGAAGCCGAAGACCCUGAACGUGUCUCAGCUGGGCGCCAACCUGCACGUGGCGUUCGACCAGGCUCCGCCCUCCUUCGGCUUCCACUUCUACUACCUGUACUACAAACUGAGGCACGACGGACCUUUCAAACUGCAGCGCUGCAAACCGGACGUGAACCAGCUCAGAACUACAUGUAUCGUCCAGAACGUCACUCCAGGAACCUACACUGUAGAGCUGAGAGACGACGGCAACACGACCAGGAGACAGACGCAGUACUAUGUCAGCCAGGUCCACUCCCCCUGGGCGGGGCCUAUCCGUGCCAUGGCCAUCACGGUGCCUCUGGUCUUAAUGUCCGCCUUCGCCACCCUCUUCACCGUCAUGUGUCGCAAGAAACAGCAGGAAAACAUCUACAGCCAGCUGGACGAGGAGAGCAGCGAGUCGUCCAACCAGAGCGCAGCGUUGAACCCGGAGCGGCCGUGGCCUCGACCCAAAGUCUUCAUCUGUUACUCCAACAGAGACUGUCCCAAACACACCAGCGUCAUCCAGAGCUUCGCCUACUUCCUGCAGGACUUCUGCAACUGUGAGGUUGUGUUGGACCUGUGGGAACAUCUGGAGAUGUGUAAAGAGGGUCAGAUGUCGUGGCUCAGCCGCCAGCUGGACGACGCCAACUUCAUCAUCACCGUCUGCUCCAGAGGCCUCCGCUACUAUGUGGAGAAGAAGAGUCGCAGAGGGAAGACGCCCGUCAGUCGCCGUAGCAACAGUAGCAGCAGCGCCCCGAUCUGUGGAUCUGGCAGUGACCUGUUUACGGUGGGCGUGGCCAUGGUCGCUGAAAAGCUGCGCAUGGCGAAGCAGAGUGAAGGCGGGGGGGCGCAGGAGCUGAACCGCUACAUGGCGGUCUACUUCGACUACUCGACAGAAAACGACAUCCCCACCAUGUUGAGUCUGGCUCCCAGGUUCAAGCUGAUGGACCAGCUGCCUCAGCUCUUCAGUCGCCUCCACUCCAGUCAGUCCAGCCUGACCGACCGUGAGCAGCAGCCUCUCAACGUCUCCAGGAGGAACUACUUCAGGAGCAAGUCUGGACGCUCGCUCUACGUCUCCAUCUGCAACAUGCACCAGCACAUCAGCCAGAACCCCGACUGGUUCGAGAAGCAGCUGGCUCCUGCCGCGGCCUCCUCGGCCGCCUCCGGAGUCUCUUCCAAACAUUCUCCUCUCCCCACCGUCCCGGGUUCCAGUCCUCCAAAGACUCCCUGCUCUUCCUCCUCCUCGCCGCCGCCCGAGCGGAGGUUUGACUCCGGUUUGGUGCUGAAUGAGGUGGCGGUGAGGACGCCGUCGCUGGAGGGCGGGAAUGGAGGCCCGAAAAGGAACAUGCUCCUCCUGGCUCCUGGCUCCAGUCCCAGUCUCAAUCUGAGCCCCAAUCCUAGUCCUAGUCCUGGUCUUUGCCCCAGUCCUGGUCUCUGUCCCAGUCCAGGUCUGCCACACUGCUCUGGUUCCCUGCUGGGACCCACUUCAAGGUCCAGCUCUGGAGUGUCUGGACUUUCACCGGAAGAAUCCUCCUCCUCCUCCUCCUCCUCUGCUCCAUCCAUCCUGCAGGAUGGGGUGUUUCCUGGCUCCACCCAGGCAGAAGAAGACCACCCCACCCCUCCAGAGCUCCCCCCUCCUCGGGAUUCAGGCAUCUACGAUUCGUCGGUCCCUUCGUCAGAGCUGUCCAUUCCCCUAAUGGAGGGACUGUCACAUGACCAGGCCGACUCCUCCUCCGUAGCCGACAGUGAAUCGUCCUCUUCGGGCCUGGGUGACGAGGAGCCGUCGGUGGUCACGUCGCUCCACUGCAGCACGGCCACAGUUUGUAAAGCGGAGCUGCACCACCACCACCACCUGGAGCACAGUGAGGGACUCGCUCCUGUGGCCUCGUUGUAGGAGGACGCCUCCCGGCCAAUCACAAGAGGACCCAGCUCCGUGAUGUCGGGACAAAAGAAAACUGUGUUGGUCUCAGACUUGAACCCUUUCACAUAAGUGCUGUCAUCUGAUCGUCAUGGAAACAAAAACUGGAAUAGUUUAAAGGCCAUUUGGAGUUUCUCCUGUUCUUUCAUCAUAGGAAACUGUCACAUUAUAAACCACUUGGUUUCUAGAACAUUAGUCUGUGGUAACUAUGUCAACGCUACCCUGGCAACCAUGGUAACCAGUGAGUGUUUUUUUUAAACUAGUCCUUGGGUAUUAUGGUAACCACUGCAAUCUGCAACACUGGACCAUGGUAACCACUGCAUGUAGAAGACGAGUCCACAGCCUCUAUGGUGAGCAGCUUGUUCUACACCAUUGGCUCCAGAGUUCUACAACAUCAUCGCGCCACAACACUGACAUCGAUGGUUACUAUGACGAUUCCAGAACACCGUGAUAACAGAGGUACAUUUUCAGCCCCAGCGCUCGGUCGCUCUGCCUGGAGGAACCUCACAGGACCUCGUCGAGGGAACCCGCUCAGACCAAAGACUCGAUGUAGCUGAAAGUCUGUCCGGGCACUUUCUGAUGCAGAAACUCAACCGUGGAGAUGUUCCGUGGUAACAACAUCCCUCAGGAUCGAAGCAUCUCCUGAGAUCUGGAACGGCAGCUCCACAACUUUACUAUUGGGGGGGGAACCACAUAUUCUCCAGUGAAUGCUGUCAUAUGUAAUGUACCUUUUUAUUUUAGUGUGGUCAAUAUUAGUUACAGAGUGGAAUUCAGUUUGCAAUAGAACAUUUUAUCAAUAAUCAUAUUAUGAAUACUGAGUUUUUCCUCUAAUAUGUUUUAACAGCAUUAUUUUUUUAAAUGUUUUAAAUGUCGGCUCAGUGUUUGAUGAAGCAACGUGAGGACCACUGCCCGAUCACAAAUCAAACUGUCAGAAGAAACUUGAUCAAUCAAAUCUACAAAAACCUGCUAAGUUUUAUUUUCUCUGCAUGUUAAUUCUCAAAGUCAGAUGCACCUCAAACUCCUUUUGGCAGGUGGAGCCACUCCUUCAACAUUAUAUAUUGAAUACUGUGGUUACAUAUUGUAAAGUAUUGCAUUUAUAGAUCUAUACGUCUUUAAGCUUUGUAAUCGUUUUCUACCAUUGUUGCAGGGACCAGACAGAACGAGGGCUUUUUAAAACUAAACCACUUUAAAAACAACAUUCCUGCCAGAACGAGACAGAAAUAAUCGAGUUUUAAAUCAAAACUUUGAGAUAACACGUCAUAAUUUUGAUUUUUAAAAAGGUCAAAACAGUUAUUCGUCAGUAUUUUUUGAUUAACCAUGAAGAUUCUUAUUUAAUAAUUCCUAACUUUUCAUGUAUUUUUUCUUCACGAUGUAACUUAUCAUCUGUCCCAUCAACACGUUUCUUUCCUGAUCAGCAGCUGCCGUCGUUCACUUCUCUCAUCUGGAGUCAAAGUUUCAUAAAGUAUUUCUGUUCCCGGACACAAACUUUUCCGUUGCUGCUGAAAAACAAAGCGUCUGGUUCAUCAGCAGCUCUCGUUUUAUCGGAAGGGAACAUUCAGCGUUUCCUACUUGUAAAUAUUAUUUGUAUUUUUUUAUUAUAUAGUAUUUUUUCUUUUCUUGGAAAUGUCUUUUGUAUAGUUAGACUGUUAUUUCCUAUUUUUCUACAUUUUCUAUGUACAUGUACUGUUUUAUAGUACCUUUUAAUGUAGAGAAUAAAUAAAUCCAUCUAAUAAAA
Molecule: messenger RNA, 4262 nt
Organism: Hippoglossus stenolepis (Pacific halibut)
Lineage: Eukaryota; Metazoa; Chordata; Actinopteri; Pleuronectiformes; Pleuronectidae
Gene: il17rd
Product: interleukin 17 receptor D
Exons: 16
Coding region: 23-2503 (826 amino acids)
Molecular function (GO): interleukin-17 receptor activity; protein binding
Source: RefSeq, a predicted model, not a curated record